Messenger RNA from Neohortaea acidophila, 2697 nucleotides. RefSeq lists its product as uncharacterized. The transcript is spliced from 2 exons. The record is from RefSeq and is a predicted model, not a curated record. Lineage: Eukaryota; Fungi; Ascomycota; Dothideomycetes; Mycosphaerellales; Teratosphaeriaceae. Bases 1 to 2697 code for a protein of 898 amino acids. Gene Ontology annotation, biological process: proteolysis. Gene Ontology annotation, molecular function: serine-type peptidase activity.
AUGCUGUUUUCGCGCUUCUGGGCCCAGCUCACCCAAUAUGCCUCAGCCCUGCCGAGCCUACCUCUGACCGGCCAACAAGUUCCAUCCUCUGCACCUAACUUUCCGGAGUUUGCCUUUUCAGACCAAUGGCAGAUAUUGGGUCCUUUUCAAUUAGGGACUAGGGAGGCGCCAUGGAGUUCCGACCCUCUCGAACUGUACGGUGGCUUCCAUUCUCUCGAAUACGACGUUGAUGCAAAGUUUCGAAGCGCGCUGGCCUUUAAUGGAAGCAUUUCCUGGUUGAAUCACACCGCCAAGCUCUCCGAUCCAGACCCUUAUUAUUCUCAAGUCAACCUGGAUGUCGACUUCCUCCCCAGCAUCGAUUGGCCAUUUUUGCAGGAUGUCUACGGCUGGGCUGGCCACCAAUGGCUCGGCUGGGCUCGUGGCGAGAUUUUCGUUCAGUCUAAAGAACCCAAGACCCUGAUUCUGGAUUUUCGAAACGUCGUCGAGUACUGGGUCGACGACCUGCGCUUCGUCGGUGGCGACUUCUACGGCUACGGACGAGCGCCCCUGACGCUGCAUCUGGAACCCGGCAUCCACAGAGUCGAUGUGAAGCUUGUUGGAGACGUGCGAUCUGCAGGUGGCAUUGGUUCGCCAACCGUUGAUGUUGGAUUGAUAUUGCGAGAAUCUCUUCCGGGCUUGUCUAUGUUGAAAAAUGGCAACGAGGAUAUACUCAUGGCAGACGUCAUCGGCGACCACUUCGGCCCCCUGACGAGCCCAUAUAUGUCGGUCACGGUUCGGAACGAUGCCAUGCAUGAUGUGUACGUGCAUGGCAUUGAAGGCAUGGAGGAUGUGUGCAAGAUCGAAUUGAUUGCAGACUCUCCGAUCAAGCUCGUCUCCACCCAGACCCGACCGAUCAAUUUCCGCAUUGCAUGCAUUCCAUCUUACAACCGACGGCUGAUACUGCACAUCAAGUGGACGUUCGAGGGUGAAAAGCAGCAACGAUCGCUGUUUCUUGCCGGCCGACCAAAGGUCCAUCCGGAAAUCGCUCCAUCGCACAGAUUCACUUUCCUCCACCCAAGCGGCAUUGUAUCUUGGGCGAUUUUGAGGCCACCGUCAGUUCACGCAUCCUGUGGAGGCGCAAAUGCAUCUCUUCCCGUUAUGCUUUCUUUGCACGGCGCUGGCGUCAAUGCGAACGACGACCCUCUUGUCCACAUGUACGACCCGCUGCCUGAUCUAUGUACAUGGCUGCUGUUGCCACAAGGUACAACGUCUUGGGCUGGCGAUGAUUGGCACAAUUGGGGUUUCGCUGAUGUCGAAGCCGCCAUCGCGGCAAUACCGGACUGGAUUGAGCAGGUGGAAUGGCAAGGCCCCGGCGUCGAUAUCGAUCGAUGGCUCGUGACUGGCCACUCAAAUGGAGGCCAAGGAGUUUGGUACGCGCUCUCGCAUCGGCCAGACAAGAUCAUUGCCGCUGCAGCCCUCUCUGGCUACUCAUCCAUCCAAAACUACGUACCUUAUACGUCGUGGCGAACGGCGGAUCCAGCUAAGGAGGGCAUUCUGCAGGCUGCUUUGUCUACAUACCGCCAUGAUCUGCUGAUGGAAAACGCCAAAGACAUUCCCGUCCUCAUUCAGCACGGCAGCAAAGACACCAAUGUUCCCGCAUAUCACUCUCGCCUGAUGGAUCUGCGGCUCUUCGAAGCUGGCGGCGACAGCAGGUAUUUUGAAAUCCCCGACGAACCUCAUUAUUGGGAUGGUGUGGGAACCACCAAGCCGCUGAGGUACUUCUUACGGCGAUUUCUUAAUGUCCCGACCGAUGAAGAUCGUGCGAACCCGAGCCAGCUACGCUCCUUUACCAUUGUAGUUGCCGACCCGGGAGAUAUGGGGCCGAAGAAUGGCGUUCAGGUCCAGCAGCUGGAAUCGCCUGGCCAGCUCGGCAAGAUGAAGUUCACGUUCGACCCGCUGACGUGGGCGUGCGUGUUUCACACUACCAACGUGCGAAGCUUCUCCCUACCUCAUCCAUUCGACAUUUGUGAUGCUCUCAUCAUUGAUCGGCAGGCGAUGAACAUCAAGUUCACGACCACUCAAAACGAACGCCUGGUGCGCCGCAAAGGCAUGUGGAUGGUUGAGAACGAAGAUGAGAGCGUCAACUCCGGAAAACUACAGCGACAAGGCCGACAGCUGGGCCAGCUGGAUUCCAUUCUGCGGACGCAUGGUGCAUUUCAAAUCGUGCGACAUUCAAAUGGCACCCAGCACGUCGCGCUACAAAUAUCCCGCAAUCUGGCACAAUACUUCGCCGGUGACACGGUAGUGACGGAUGAUUAUGCCGAAGCACUUGCAUCGACUGGAAACGUCAUCAGCGUAGCCAUCGGCGAUAGUCUUCCACCCGGAAUGGCGAAGGACUUUGCCAUUCAAAUCGGGCAUGACUCUCUCAGCAUCUUCGACCACGGCGUCGAGCACCGCUACUGGCCUACAGCAUCGCAACGACUCGCCGCCAUUUUCUUGCGUCCUUUGCCUGAUGAACGCCUCGAGCUGGUGGUGUGGGGCUUGAAUCCGGAGUCUCUCGAUGUUGCUGUGCGGCUGGUACCUAUCAUGACGGGCAGCGGGCAGCCGGAUUGGGUGGUAAUGGACGAGACUAUGAUGUGGAAGGGGGUGGACGGGACGCUUGCCAUGGGCUUCUUCGAUGCGGAUUGGCAGAUUUCGAGGCAUUCUUACUUUGUUUGA